AUUUGCCCCGCAAAUCACGUCAUCGCACUGGCCGACCACAAGUCUCUCCGAGGGGCAAAAUGCUAGGCUACAAUGUGAGAGAUGGACUGUUGACAUCGGACGGAUGCGGCCGUAGCGGUGCUUUUGCGUGAGAACAGCCCGAUGACAGUGGGUUCUAGGCUAUGGGAGGAUUUCGUCCAUAAGAUGAGAGAUUACGAGGAACAGUCGAUGUGAGAAUCAGGAGCAUCUGGACUAUACUGUGUGUGUGCUUCUCCUCGCUCGGCCCAACCGAUCAACCAUCAAAGCCGGGGGCUGAAUUUGAAAUGUCGCAGGAAUAUGGGGUGACUUGUCUGGUCUUGAGACAAUGGAUGUACCUGCUUGGCUACAUGGUUGCAACCUCCCAUUCAUAGUCAUGGAUACCACCCUCUGAACUUCCUGAGGCUCCCUCAUCCUCAUAGCCCUCCCCACCCCUCCCUCUGUCUUCCCUUCUCCACCUCCCUUGCCUAUCCUUCCUUUACUUUUCUCUAUAUUCUCUCCCUCCUGGUCUUCUCUAGUCUCUCUGUGUUGGUCACUCUAUCUGUCUCGAACACGCCUACACACACGCGCGCACACACACACACACACGCACACACACAUUUAAACACACACACAAGCAGUCAACUUGAUCUUUUCUCCCCCCCCCCCUCUCUCUCUCUCUCUCUCUCUCUCUCUCUCUCUCUCUCUCUCUCUCUCUCUCUCUCUCUCUCUCUCUCUCUCUCCCCUUCUCCCUCCCCCCCACCAUGCCUUGUUUUGGCCGUUCUCUGGACUCCCCAUGCACGCUGGCCCUCCUGGUGGGCUUCCAGUUUGCCUUCGUGCUCUACUUCUCCCUGGGGGGGUUCCGGGGGCUCGUGUCCGUGUUGGUCCACACCAUCGAGCCCGAGUUCGACUACUCGCGCCCCCACGAUGUCUACACCAACCUCAGCCACCUGGGGGUGCUGUCGCUGCCUGUGGCCCACACAGGCACAGGACCCCCAAGCACAGCAGCGCCUUUAAAGGACUGCCUGAUCCCUUCACCGCUGCUGGUGGGCCCCGUUUCUGUCCGUCUGUCCUCUCCUCUGUCCCUGGAGGAGAUCCGACAGAGGAACCCUCUGGUGUUGCCGGGCGGACGCUACCGGCCGCCGGACUGCGAGCCCCGCCACCACACGGCCAUCGUGGUGCCUUACCGUAACCGUCAGACUCACCUCCGCUCUCUCCUCUACCACCUCCACCCGUUCCUGCAAAGGCAGCAGAUUCACUACAGCAUCUAUAUUGUGCACCAGUGGGGGAACGCCACCUUCAACCGGGCCAAGCUGCUGAACGUGGGGGUCCGCGAGGCUCUGAGGGACGAGGACUGGAGCUGCAUCUUCCUCCACGACGUGGACCUGCUGCCUGAGAACGACCACAACACCUACACCUGCCACAAGCAGUUCCCUACACACCUGUCUGUAGCCAUGGACAAGUUCAGAUACAGGCUGCCGUACCCCCAGUAUUUCGGAGGGGUGUCAGCGGUCACCCCGGAUCAGUAUAUGAAGAUGAACGGCUUCCCCAAUCACUACUGGGGAUGGGGCGGGGAGGAUGACGACAUCGCUGCCAGAGUGCGUCUCUCUGGGAUGAAGAUAGUACGCCCUCCUGUGGCCAUUGGCCAUUACAAGAUGAUCAAGCAUAAAGGUGACAAGGGCAACGAGCAGAACCCACGCAGGUUUGACCUGCUGAAGAGGACCAGGCUGAACUGGCGCUCUGACGGCCUCAACUCACUGACCUACGACCUUUUAUCCAAAGAGCUGGAGCCACUCUACACCAACCUGUCUGUCAACAUAGGCGACGACCCCCGUCUUCCCCUGGCCAAACUCCCGCCCCCUGUCCCCAAACACGGCGUCAAGAGAGCUGGGGGAAGGCCUAACUUCUCCCAUCACGGCACCCAGAGGGAGGGGCAGAUUGGGAAAGUGUCUUUGCCUGCCAAUGUGACUACAGCCAAGCUUGUCGGUGAGCAGACAGACCCCGCCCAGUCUAAGAAGGCAGCGAAUGAGACGACAGAGGAAAAGAUGGGUGUGGUCAAAUAGGAGCAGGAAACCGAUGGAAAUACGGGCCGCUUCUUCAAAGUCUUAACUGGCCGUGCUCCCUUUUGAUCAGCGCCGAUCAAAAAUUACAUUGAUUGUCAUCGAGUUUAGUCCUUUCACAGUAACGCAAUGGAGACACAGGAAAAGGGGAAGAAAUCCACUUCAGACUACUGGAAUGCAUUAAAGAAAGCUGUUGGAACUGCCUUUCUGCUUUAUGGAAUCCUGUGUGUUCCUACUGUGAACGAAAACGACGAGCGAUGCUAGUUAGCCACAUCCGUAGGUGAACAUCGAGCACUGUUUCCAACCAGCCUCAAAAACAUGGCACUCAACCCUGGACAGCAUUAAAAGUCCACCACAAGUCCUCGAAGCAUGUAUGUUGAAUAUGAAGCAUUAGAAAGAGAGAGAGAGAGAGUGUGUGUUUGCUUGUGUGUUUAUUUUAACUUCAAAUGCCUGAAUAACUCAAUGAGGAUUCAGACAAACCUCUCUCUGCCAUUCGGACACCAGGUUCGCAAACUAUCUGCCCACUGCUGCUGUCAGCCAAUCAUAUUCCAGCUGACUUUUAACUUCAGCCAAUCUGCUCAGACGCUGCUGCUGUUGGUCCGCCCUACUGUGUGGGUUUGUGUUUCUGUGCCUUCUCUCUUUAACGUCCCAUUUUAUAGAUUUGGAUGAAGAUUCAGAUCUCAUAAAUUAAAGGUUUCAAAUUGCUAUUGGGGGAGGCUAAACUGAUUCCAAAUCUGUGCUAAAGUACCUAUCUGGAGCAGCAUUUUAUAUGUUGUGCAACGAUCAGCUCUCUCACACUCCAGAAAUGAUCAGAUGACUGUAGAGUUUAUAUUUCUAUGAAGAAAAGUGUGUUUAUUUGUUUACAUUGAUGUAUCUAUUUACUGUUUGGUGCCUCUUUAGAUUGUGAUCUUUUGAUUUUAAGACAAUCCGAGCGUAGAAGUGAAACUGUGUUACUUACCGAUUGCCUCACAAAAUAGAUGAAUCUCAUAACUAUCUUCAUGCCUGCCAGAUAUUGUAGACUUGGCUAUAUGUAGUUAUAGUUUGAAUAUAUAUACUGUAUAUGUACAUAUAUUCUCUUUAUGUGAAUGAACUUGUGCUCACUGAUUUUGGUGAUUUUCCUUUUUUGUAGCCAGUAUGAACAUUUUGGGUUAUACUGUAGACAUGUGACUUAACAUUUGCCAGUUCAUGAUUGUGUUUUGAUAUGAGAAAAGCUGCUGUUAUGACAAUGCACUUGGAAAGACAUUAGGUGUUCUUUAUUUCCACUAUCCACAGCAAGGUGUCCUUGGUUCGUGCUAUGGGGUUAUAUAAACCUUUCUAGUCUCUCACUCAAUAGGCACCAACCUCUAAACAUGGGGGAAAACAUCUUUCACCACAGCGCAAAGGAAAGGAAGAUGAACUAUUACAUUUAGACAUGAUGACAGAGAUUUACGAUAUGUGAUUAUGGGUCCCUUUAGUAUUCAUAUACACAUAUUUUGUUUUCCAUCUCUUCCAUUUUGAAUGUAAUGUUCAUACUAAAGCACUGUUGGUGAUGGAAAUGACUGCUUGGAGCAUGUAGCAGAGGGCGCCUGUGUUGGUUUAUAUUUCCUGCUGUUGAUGUGUACAGUAUAUCACAUCAGUAUAUCACAUCAGUAUUUCACAUCAGUUCCCAAUAUGAUUGGAUAAGGGUCUAAUAAGUACAUCUGAACAUCAUAUUUAUGCUACUAGAAUAAUUCAAAAGAAUCUGUAAUAUCUUGUUUUUAGGAUGACUGAUUAUAUCGUAUUGUACAAUAAUUUUACUUUGACUUACUGUAACUUUUACUCAUACGUAAUAUUACAGAUAAUAAGCUAAUCUGAAUAUAUUUUCAGUCAACCACUGUUUGUACUAACUCUACUAUACUAUACUCAAGCAUAAAC
Molecule: messenger RNA, 3947 nt
Organism: Osmerus eperlanus (European smelt)
Lineage: Eukaryota; Metazoa; Chordata; Actinopteri; Osmeriformes; Osmeridae
Gene: b4galt3
Product: UDP-Gal:betaGlcNAc beta 1,4- galactosyltransferase, polypeptide 3
Exons: 7
Coding region: 759-2057 (432 amino acids)
Biological process (GO): galactosylceramide biosynthetic process; carbohydrate metabolic process
Cellular component (GO): Golgi apparatus
Molecular function (GO): galactosyltransferase activity
Source: RefSeq, a predicted model, not a curated record